Molecule: messenger RNA, 3423 nt
Organism: Cajanus cajan (pigeon pea)
Lineage: Eukaryota; Viridiplantae; Streptophyta; Magnoliopsida; Fabales; Fabaceae
Product: Tetratricopeptide repeat (TPR)-like superfamily protein
Biological process (GO): RNA modification
Molecular function (GO): RNA binding; protein binding
Source: RefSeq, a predicted model, not a curated record
ACAACGACAUUAAUUAGUGCGGAACAUCAAAGUUUUGCAACAUUAAAACACUGCUAAAACCUUUUCUACGAGUAAGAGAAGGUUAUAUUAAGUGGGAGCUACUCAAUUGCUAUGCAUAGCCAUUGAAAUUUUAUCAAAUUCAUUUUCUUCAGUGCAAGACGGGAUUUUUCAUAGCUACAAUCAAGAAUGAAGUGAAAAUGAGAACAUGGGUAGUUUUCCGAUUGCCGCUGAAGCACGUAACAAGUUUGGCCAAUGAAAAUUUACCCUUUCUAGGACCAAGAAUAUCACCAUCCUCCCAUUCAAUUUCUUCACAUAACUACCAAAGUUGGAACUUCAGUAUUGCUAGGCGACAAAGGGUUCCAAUUGAUCCACAUGCACCUGCCUUGUUAUCAUGUUGCCAUCGUUUUUGCAGCGCCAUUCAGAUGUUUGAGGAAAUGCCACAAAGACCUCUACAAUUGAGAGAUAUUCAUUUUGAGCUUGUUGAUUACAUCAAAUCGUGCCUCAAAAGACCCAAAAUUGUGACUGCAACUGUUGCCCAUUGUGCAGCUUUAAAGAUUGGUGCUCUAGCUCAUCUCCCAACUUCAACAUCUCUACUCACUGUUUAUUCCAAGGCUGGAGACUUUACCUCUUCAAAGGAUUUGUUUGAUGAAGUUCACAGUAGAGAUGUGAUUGCUUGGAAUGCUAUUGUUGCAGCAUGUCUUACAAAUAACUGCUAUAGAACAGCAAUGGACUUCUUAGAGAAAAUGAUAAAGGCGCAAACUGGAUUUGAUUCCACUACUCUGAUGCUUAUGGUAUCAGCUUCGUUACACAUCAAAAGCUUUCAUCAAGGAAGGGCAAUUCAUUGUGUGAGUGUAAAAUCUGGGAGGCUUGUGGAUAUCAAUUUAGGUAAUGCUCUUAUUGACAUGUAUGCUAAGUGCGGUGAUCUAAACUCUUCAGAGUGUCUAUAUGAAGAGAUGGAAGGUAAAGAUGUCGUUUCAUGGAAUUCAAUAAUGAGAGGUAGUCUUUACAAUAAUGAUCCAGAGAAAGCGUUGUAUUACUUCAAAAGGAUGGCUUUUUCAGAAGAAACAGCAGACAAUGUCAGUCUAUCUUGUGCUAUUUCUGCAUCUUCGAGUUUGGGAGAGCUGGCUUUAGGCCAGUCCAUUCAUGGGCUGGGAAUCAAGCUAGGAUACAAGGACAGCUCACAUGUUUCAGUUGCUAAUUCCCUCAUUUCAUUAUAUUCACAAUGUGAAGACAUCAAGGCUGCUGAACGAGUGUACAGAGAAAUAGCACUUAAAGAUAUUGUUUCCUGGAAUGCAAUGAUGGAAGGAUUUGCUUCAAAUGGAAAGAUUAAUGAAGUGUUUGAUCUUCUGGUUGAAAUGCAAAUAGUAGGGUCUUUCCAACCUGAUAUAGUGACAUUAACUAUCAUACUUCCGCUUUGUGCAGAACUGAUGCUCUCUAGAGAAGGAAGAGCUAUCCAUGGAUUUGCAAUUCAAAGACAGAUGGUAUCCGGUCAUGUUAUGUUACUGAACAGCCUGAUAGACAUGUAUUCAAAGUGCAACCUUGUGGAGAAAGCCGAGCUCUUGUUCAAUUCCUCUGUUGAGAAAGACUCAGUCUCAUGGAAUGCAAUGAUAUCUGGCUAUUCUCUCAACAUGUAUUCUAAUAAAGCUCAAAAUUUGUUCAGAGAGAUGCUACGUUGGGGCCCAAAUUGCAGCUCAGCAACCGUUUAUGCUAUUCUUGCUUCUUGCAACUCCCUUUAUAGUCUCCACUUUGGAAAAUCAGUUCACUGCUGGCAGUUGAAAUCUGGGUUUUUGAACCACAUUCUUUUAAUAAAUUUUCUCAUGCACAUGUAUAUCAAUUGUGGAGACUUGGCAGCCAGUUUCUCAAUUUUGCAUGAGAAUUCUGCUUUAGCAGAUAUAGCUUCAUGGAACACACUAAUUGUAGGGUGUGUAAGAUGUGACCGUUUUAGAGAGGCUCUAGAGACUUUCAAGUUGAUGAGACAUGAACCUCCUUUCAACUUUGACUCCAUAACCCUUGUAAGUGUCGUGUCUGCCUGUGCAAACCUGGAACUAUUCAACCUAGGAAAGUCUCUCCAUGGCCUUGCACUUAAGUCUCCUUUGGAAUCAGAUACUCGGGUUCAGAACUCGCUAAUUACCAUGUACGACAGAUGCAGGGACAUCAACAGUGCUAGAUUAGUGUUUAAAUUCUGCUCUAGUCCUAAUCUAUGCUCAUGGAAUUGUAUGAUCUCAGCUUUAUCUCAUAAUAGAGAAAGUAGAGAAGCACUGGAACUAUUUCGCCAUCUUCGGUUUGAACCGAAUGAGAUCACCAUUGUUUGUGUUCUCUCAGCUUGCACUCAAAUCAGCGUCCUAAGACUCGGAAAACAAGUUCAUGCCCGCGUGUUCAGGGCUGGCAUUCAAGAUGAUUCUUUCAUAUCAGCAGCUCUUAUAGAUUUGUAUAGCAACUGUGGAAGAUUGGACACUGCCCUCCAAGUAUUCAGACAUUCAGAGGAAAAGUCAGAAUCAGGUUGGAAUUCAAUGAUCUCUGCAUGUGGAUAUCAUGGAAAUGGUGAGAAAGCAAUCAAAAUCUUCCAUGAAAUGUGCAAGUCAGGAGCAAGGGUGAGCAAAAGCACUUUUGUUAGCCUUUUAUCUGCAUGCAGCCAUUCAGGACUUGUGAGCCAAGGUCUUUGUUACUAUGAGUGUAUGUUAGAGAAAUAUGGAGUGCAACCUGAGACUGAGCAUCAAGUUUAUGUGGUUGACAUGCUAGGUAGAUCAGGUAGACUGGAUGAGGCUUACGAGUUUGCAAAGGGGUGUGACAGAUCAGGUGUAUGGGGAACUCUCCUAAGUGCUUGCAACUAUCAUGGAGAACUCAAGUUGGGGAGACAAAUUGCUCAACGUCUCUUUCAACUGGAACCUCAAAAUGUUGGAUAUUACAUAUCUUUGUCAAAUAUGUAUGUUGCUGCAGGAAGCUGGAAAGAUGCAACUGACUUAAGACAAUAUAUCGAGGACUUGGGAUUAAGAAAAAACGCAGGAUAUAGUCUUAUUGAUGUUGGUUUUUGAUAAAAAAAAAUAAUAUUAAAUAAAAGAGAGAGAGAGCACUACUAGCAUGAGUGCUAGCAACCAAAAUUAAACUACCACAUUCAUGAACAAAAAUUAGAUAAUGUUCUUUAGAAGCUUUUAUUACUUAUGCUUACCGUGAAGCUUAAAAGACCAACCUUGUGCGUGUUACUUGGGUAAAAUAUCAAUUUCAGUUGAAAAAUAGAACUAAAAGCACUUAAAAAAUUGUAUGCAAGUACUAUUCUUAAUGAAGACAUUAAAUUAAUAUAGCGUAGAAUAAUUACAAUGAUACAUCGCAUGAAAAUUUUUUAUCUCCGAUUAAGAUUGUCCGUCUGACAAGACAAGCUACGCGUCAUUUACCAUACAGGAAUAAAUCAGUCAAUAAAAAAAAUUA